AUUCCACUACUUCCCUUUCGCUCACACUUGCCAACACAUUCACACCAGUCAAGUGCUUUGCUUGCAAAUAUACACUAAUAUUAUUACAAUGUCGCAGCUCCACGUAAAAUCACCAAAACACUGCGCAGCCAAGCAAGGCCUGCAGUGGAGGCUCACCGGCCACCACUUCAAGAAGCUCUUCUUCACCUUCUCAACCCUCCUCACCCUCUUCCUCUCCCUCAUCCUCCUCGUCUGGCUCAUCCUCCGCCCUUCCAAGCCCCUCUUCUCCCUCAAGCAGGCCGAGGUCUACCGCCUCGACCUCCUCUCCUCCCCUCACCUCCUCAACUCCUCCCUCCAGCUCACCCUCCUCUCCUCCAACCCCAACUCCCGUGUCGGCAUCUACUACGAUGACCUCUCCCUCUACGCCUCCUACCAUGGCCAGCAGAUCACCGCCGACUCCCCCGUCCCUCCCUUCUACCAGGGUCAGAAGGAGGCCAACCUCAUCACUGCAUCCCUCGUCGGUUCCAACCUCCCCGUGGCCACGUCCUUCCCGUACGAGGUUGCAAGGGACCAGACGACCAGGAGGCUUGCCCUUAAUGUUAAGGCGAAUGCUCGGAUCCGGUGGAAGGUCGGGACGUGGGUUUCAGGUCGGUACCGGCUGAAUGUAAACUGCCUAGUGGUUAUGGACUUUGGGCCCACCAUCCCAUCGGGUCCGGUGAGCACCCGGCAAGGGAGUCAGUGCACUACUAUUGUUUAAAUAUACGAGUUAAGCUUUUUUUUUUUUGGUUAAUUAGGUUACUUUUUCAAGUUUGUGAUGAAUCAUAAUUAGAUUGAUUAUAAUACAGUGUGUAUAUGUAUAUAUGUAGCUUGCUGUGGUGAUUAUAUUAUUGCUUCUGUAUAGCUUAGCAUAUGUCAGACAGAUAUAUAUAUAUAUAUAUAUUUUGAUAAUUGUCUGAUA
This is a messenger RNA of Punica granatum (pomegranate), 937 nucleotides long. NCBI's taxonomy places the organism in Eukaryota, Viridiplantae, Streptophyta, Magnoliopsida, Myrtales, Lythraceae. The record is from RefSeq and is a predicted model, not a curated record.